CCCAUGCUUCGUUGAGUUUCCGUUUCGUUUUCGUUUGGCCUCUCAUUUUCAGUUUCAAAAACUUUCAAGUUGUGUCCAAAACCUGCCAGACGAUCUGCGGCUUCGGCCAGUCUCUGAUUGUUAGUUAACUCGAAUUCAAAUUCAGUCGCCAAUUGGCCGCGUUCAAGUCAACAAGUGUCUUUUCGGCUCUUCGAAUAUCGCAACGGGCUCUAAAUCCUUCGAAUCAAAAUUUAUUUAAUUAAUUAAUUGAAUUUUAACAAACUUACAAAAUGUGCCUUCUGCCCGGUCGCUUCAUCUGGUCAGCUUUCGUUGUGACGAUGGUGGGCCUAUCCGCAAUGAUCGAAGCCAGACCCCAGAGGAAUCUGCAGCACAUUGCCGUGGUGGAGAAUGCCGCCUGGGAAAAGACACUUCCGCAGCAGUUCCAGAACCCCUUCUACAAUACCCCAAGGGUGAGGGAUGCCCUGGCCAGAUCCAGUUGGUUUGGACCCGGCGAGGAGGUGGUUUAUGACCGCCAGGCUGAAAAAAUUCCUCGCAUGGAAAUCUACAAUGUGCUGUCUCAUGCUGGUUUGAUACCACGCCGGCGUUUUCUUUAAAUUAUGAAUAUUCAAUACCGCAUAUCUGUUAUAAAAGUAUGAAAAUAAAAGUCAGUCAUUAGUUUAGGAAAAAUCA
This is a messenger RNA of Drosophila sechellia, 669 nucleotides long. RefSeq lists its product as uncharacterized. The record is from RefSeq and is a predicted model, not a curated record. The transcript has 3 exons. Lineage: Eukaryota; Metazoa; Arthropoda; Insecta; Diptera; Drosophilidae. The coding region runs from base 270 to 593 and encodes 107 amino acids.